AUGCGCAGGGUUCCAGCGAAUGCUGCGCUGCGCGCCGUGCUGCCACGCGGGAGCUGGUGGGACCUGCAGCAGCUGGCUGGACGGAAGGCAGCACGCGGGAAAUGGGCCAAUGGUAGCAGCAACGAGGAUAACAGCAGCGGUGGGGAUAACAAAGGGAGUGAGAAUGGGAGCGCGGAAGGAGAUUCAGCCCCUGGCGAGCUGUGGGACGCCAUUCGCAAGCUCUGGCGGUUCUGCGCGCCCAACAGGACCAUGCUCGUCCUCGCUGCCCUCUGCCUCGCCCUCGCCGCUGUCAGUCCCUGCUCCUCCUCCCUCACUUCCCUCCCCUCACUUCCCUCCCCUCACUUCCCUCCCCUCACUUCCCUCCCCUCACUUCCCUCCCCUCACUUCCCUCCCCUCACUUUCCUCCCCUCACUUCCCUCCCUCACUUCCCUCCCCUCACUUCCCCUCCCCUCACUUCCCCUCCCCUCCCCUCCCCUCCCCUCACUUCUCCCCUUUCUCACCCCCGCACCCCCCUCUUCCCCCGCCUUUCUCUCUGCCCGCCACCAGCUAUCAGAGGUGGCCAUGCCGCACUACCUAGCGGCGGCCAUAUUCGCCGCGUCCAACGGGCUCACGGACGAGUUCAACAGCAACGUGCGCCUCCUCAUCGCCAUGACGCUCGCCUGCGGGCUCUUCAGUGGUCUGAGGGCCGCCCUUUUCACCAUCUUCAACGUUCAAAUGAUGCGGCGAAUGCGGCUGGCGCUAUACGAGACGCUCAUCCGGCAGGACAUAGCCUUCUUUGACGGCCAGUCGGUGGGCGACCUCACGUCCCGCCUCGGCUCCGACUGCCAGGCAGCGGGGUACACGAUGGGCAGCGAUCUCAACAUCGUGCUGCGCCACUCGCUGCUGGGCAUAGGAACGUUUGUGUUCCUCGUUCGGCUGAGCUGGCAGAUGGCUCUGAUGACUGCUGCUCUCUGUGGCGUCAUGUGCUUCUCCCGACUGAGCUCCAUGGUGUUACAGGACAAUGAGGCAGCAGCCAAUGAGGUAGCAGAGGAGACCGUGUCUCUCGUUCGAGUGGUGCGGACGUUUGGCACGGAGAGCGAGGAGGUGAAGAGGUACGACGAGCCUCUCAAGAGGCUAGUGGAGGUGGGGCUGCGGCGGAGCGUGGCCAACGGGCUGUGGACGUGCGCUGACAACAUUGUCUAUAACGCCUCCAUGGUGGCAGUGGUCAUAAUGGCCGGGGGUGCACUGAUGACAGGGCGCAUAACAGCGGAGCAGGUGACGCAGUUUGUGAUGUAUGCGGACUGGAUGGCAUACAACAUGUGGUGCGCGGGCGAGCACUGGGCCACCCUCAUGGACUCGAUCGGCGCCUGCCACCGCGUGUUUCAACUGCUGGACUUGCCCCAUCCGGAGCAGCUCACUCAGGGCCACGGCCGAGUGCUGCCAUCGCUGAGCGGCAAGCUGGAGUUCCGCGAUCUCUCCUUUCGCUACCCCACCCGCCCUGAGGCACUGGUGCUGGAGGGUAUAAACCUGACCAUCCAACCAGGCGAGCUGGUGGCGCUGGUGGGGCACAACGGCAGCGGCAAGAGCACCCUCCUCAGGCUGCUGCAGCGACUUUAUGAGCCCUCAGAGGGGCAGGUGAGAUGGGCGGGUGAGAUGGAGGGAGGUGAGUCACAUGCGGGUGGCUGUAGUUUGAGCAGAGAUGUGGCAUCCAACAUUGCAUACGGAAGCAGCAAGGAACUUUCUCGAGAGGACAUUAUCCGGGCAGCGACCCAGGCCAACGCGCAUCGAUUUAUUUCUGAGCUGCCCGAGGGCUAUGACACAGUGGUGGACAACGCCCGGUUGAGCGGCGGGCAGAAGCAAAGAAUAGCGAUUGCCCGGGCUUUAGUGCGCGACCCCACCCUGCUGUUCCUGGAUGAGGCCACGAGUGCUCUGGAUGCUGAGAGCGAGCACUACGUGCAGAUGGCAUUGAACCAAGUUAUUCAUGACGACUCCCAUGCAAGUGGGGGCAGAAGGCGAACCAGAGUGGUCAUUGCACACCGGCUAUCCACCAUCCGUUCUGCGGAUAGAAUAGUGGUCGUGUCUCAUGGGAAGAUCAUCGAGCUUCGCGACGAAGUGACUUUUGCUCAUCCAGUUGACGGAAUUCAGAGACAGAGAAGGAAGGAGCAGGAGGGAACUGUUGACAUGAACUUGGGUAGGGUCUACGGUUCCGCUUUCCCUGCUCAGCUACACAUGGAGCGGCAAAUACUUUCCAAAUUCAAGAGGUUGCCCGGUCUGCCAUCAUCCCACCUGGGGCUGCAUGCAAUGAUGGGUACUCUUGAUGAGCUUGCAGUGGAAGAUGUGGUUGGAUAUGGAGAUAAGGUGGAAAUUCCCCGGCUUCUGCUGCACCCACCAACCAAGCCUACUGAUCCGGACGAACGGCUCUUGCCACGUGGCGUCACCGAAGCGGCCGUCAUCAGUAUCGACCAAUCGCCGCAGGCGGACCUUGCGCGGGCAAGCCAAGUCGCACUGACCGGCCUCCCCGUGCUGGCCUCGUUCCGCGCGGAAGACUGGGACCUGGAGCAGGGGGAGCCGCGCGAGGCGCAGGGUGCAAGCGGGGAAGAACCCGCGGGGGAUGGUUCAGGCGCAGUAUCAGGCGUCGGCGAUUCAGGCGGCCUUGGGAUUGACGCGCUUUCAGCAGCAGCGAGGGCAGGCUCAGAUGAUCCACGGGGGAGGGAGGAGGUUACUGAGGGGGACAGAGAAACGGGUCGCGAGAGGAGACAGGAGGCCGAAGAGGAGAUUGUCGGGGCGAGUAGAGAACGAGGCGAUAACGAAGAGCGUUCGUCAAGUGAUGACGAAGGGAGCAGUUCAGGGGAGGACGACGUCGAGCUAAGUCAUUCCGACUCAGACACCACAGGCCCCUCGUGCACCUCAGACCCACCCUCCACAUGCUCCUCCGCGGCCAUCAUAGCGUGCUUCGUGCACGGGGCCGAUCGGCCGCUCUGGCCCUUCUGUGUGGACGCGCGGCGGCUGUGGUGGUACUGGCGCGCGCUGCUGCUGCUGCUGGUGGCGGUGGUGCUGUACGGCGCGUCGCUGGGCAUGGCGUGGCUCGGCAAGAUCGGAGACGCGCUGCUCGUGCCCUGCCCCGUCUGGCCCACCUCUGGCCUCGCGCUCUACGCUGUGCUCGUGUUCGGCAUGGGCACAUGGCCGGGUAUAUUCCUAGGCGGUGCACUCCUCGUGUACACCGGAGCCGCAUGGCACCUCGCUGAACACCUCUCCACCCUGCAGAUCGCCCUCGCAUCCCUCACCAUCGCAGCCUUCGUCACAGGCUCCGUGCUCUGCCUCUCCUUCUUCCUCACGCGCGUGCUGCACCGCCUACGCCCCCACGACCUCACCCCUCUGGACCGAGUCAAAGACAUUUUCCUCUUCGCGCUCUUCUCCUUCCUCGUCUCUCUGCUGUUCGAAGGGGUCGUCGCGGUCGUAGUCAGCGCAUGGGAUGCUGACCUGGCAGGUGACAGCGUGGCAGUGGCAGCAGGGCUAAGAACGCUAGGGACGUUCACGGGGAUCAUGCUGACAGUGCCGCUGCUCCUGCAGAUCACUGCCUCCUGCCUGUGCUGCUGCGCCCGGCAGCCCAGCCAGGAGGGGAAAGAGGGGAAAGAGAGGCAGGAGGGGAAGCAGGGACAGGAGCGGGAGGAGGGGCAGGAAGAGGAGGAGGGGCUGGGCGCUGUUGAAUCGCCUCGGUCCGAAGCAAAUUCAGUCUUUGCUUCUUCCACGGGUCUCCAGCCGCCCCUGGGCGAGCAGCACGGGCGACGGCCCGUAAGCGUGGUGACAGGUGUAGUCCAUUACCACCUGAAAAAACUCAUGAAAAGCCCCCUGGUGGUCAGCAUCCGAGACAUCCUUGCCUCCUUGCGCUUCUGGGAGUUCGUCUUCCUGCUUCUGCUCAACGCUGCCACGGCUUGUCUCAUCUUCUCCACCCCUGCAGCCCCCACUACCUCCUCUUCCACCACCACUGCUGUCCCUGCUGCUACUACUGCCACUGCCGCCCUCCCGUAUCUUCUCUUCCCGGGGGUCCUCUGGGCGUGCAUUCGCUUCCACCGCAAGGGCUCCGGGCUCGUACUCGUUAUAGUCGUCCUCAUUGUGUGCUUCUGCACGGCGCAGGGGCGCGGGCCGCUGGUGAGGGAUUCGGCGAGUGGGACGGUGCUGCAGGUGCAGGUGCUGGUGCUGGUGCUGAGCUUGGGCGCUGUGCUGCUGGCGGCUGCUGUGAGAGACACCAGGCGCCUGCGAGAGGGGCUGAGGCAGCUCAACCUUUCUCUAGAAGGGGAGGUGGCGAGACGGACCGAGCAGAUGCAGGCAGUCAAUGAGGUGAGAAUGGGGUGGGAGGGGGGGAAGGAGGAGGUGGUGAGGCGAGCAGCUCUGAAGCUGGGCGAUCUGAAGCGGUCCAAGGAGGAGUUGGAGGAGGCAGGGCGGGCCAAGACAGAGUUCCUGGCCAACAUGAGCCAUGAGAUCCGCAUCAUCAGCAUGGCAAUUCUGCCCCGCAGCGGUCUCAUAUACUCCACCUCCCUCCCUCCCUUCCAUUCUCAACACUCCGGCUUCAAACUCUUCCCCCUCUCUUCCCCAUUCUGCCCUGCCCUCCACGCCCCCGUCACCUGCCACACCAGCACGCCCAUCCACGGCAUCAUCGGCAUGACAGCACUGGCUCUAGACGCCCUAGAGUCACUCCACGAUCCCCACGACCCCCACGACCUGGCCACUCACCCUUCCGCUGACGCGCUGGCGCUGCGGAACGAUCUGACGGUGGAGCUGCACGAGCAUCUGACGGUGGUGGCGCAGUCUGCGGACUGUUUGCUGAACAUCGCCAACACUGUCUUGGACCUGGCGAGGAUAGAGGCGGGGCAACUGGCCCUGGAUAAAGUGCCGUUUGCGCUGAGAGAUGUGGUGGGGUCCACCAUGCGCAUGCUGCAGGUGCGCGCGGAGCAGAAGCAGCUGCUGUUCUCUUGGCAGGUGGCGGAGGGGGUGCCGCACACAUUGGUGGGGGACCCAGGCAGGCUGCAGCAGUGCAUCAUCAACCUGGUGGGCAACGCGAUAAAGUUCACUAACCAAGGGUCAGUGGACCUUGAUAUUACUCUGCUCUUCCGCCCUCCCUCUCAGCAAGGGAAUGCAGGGGCAGGGAGCAACCUCCAUCCGCAGGUUGGUGCGGAGGCGAGGACUGGCAGAGAGAGAGUGCAAGAGGCAGGGAGUGAUGGGAAGGAGCGAGUAGGCAAGGCGGGGAGGCACAGGCACAGGCACCGGCAGGCGAACGGUCAUGCAGGGAGGAGCUCAGGGAGAGAGAGAGGGGAUUGGGGAGGAGGAGGGGAAGAGCGCGCAGCAGAGCGGCCCCUGUUGGGCCCAAACUACCAGGAGCGGGGGGAUUCGAGCUCGGGAGGGGAGGAGGCGCUGGGGAGUGCCAUGAGAGCGAGGGGUAUGCAGCGAUCUGCCACUGAAGGCUCACCUGGAGGGUCUGGGGUGCUGGGGUCUGCACGGAAAGGAGGGUCUGGGGUGCUGAGCUCUGCACUCAAGGGGGGAAGUGGUGGUGGUUCUGCAUCUGCUGCAGCUGCUGGUGGGUCUGCUGGUGCUGGUGGUGGGUCUGGUGGGUCAGGGGAAAAGUCUAGAGGGGUCUCGCGCUGUGAAUCUCGAUCCGGGUCUAGAAGUGUGUCAAGAAAAGGCUCGAGAGCCAACCUUGCCGUGUGGUUUGCUGAUGCUGCUGGCGGGGACAGUGAGACAGAGAGACGCGCUGCAGGUGGGUCCUCUGCUGCAGCAGCACCUGAAGAUUCACCUGAGGCUGCAUCUGGGGUUUCACCUGAGGAAAUGGCCAGGGGAGCUGCCAGUGGUGCGUGUGUGAGGCCAGGGGACCGGGAAGGAGCAGGGGAGGGACGAGGAGAGGACAAGGGCACGGGGAAUCUGGGGAGAAAAGGGAGCGGAGGGUCAGGAGCGUUCAAGUCAAGCUCAGAGCUGCAGUGGUCAGACCUUGGCAGUACGUUUGUGAGGAGGGAGGGCGCAGAGGCAGGCAGCAAGGCAGCAGCAGGGAAGAAGGUCAGAAGCCCCCCACUCUCCUCAAGGGUUCCUGAUGAUGCAAGCUCGGGAGGCCGAGGGGGGGAACGGAUGGCAUUUUCGAUUGGUACUGCAGCAGCAGGGGGAUCCCAGGCAGCGCCUGGACCAGUUGCAGCCUUCCCCCGGGCUGUUUCAGGUGGGGUCCCGGACAAGCCCACAGCGAACAUUUUUAGUAUGGGAUCGUUAAGGAGCCAACCCAGCAAUGCUUCUUCUGUCUUCAGCCGCAGCAGCAGCACCCGCUCCCGUGCCUUCGCCCCUGACUCUCUUAUUGCUGCUUCCGAACCUGCUAUGUAUGUCCCUGCCUCGGACCCUUCCUUGCUAAUCCCUGCCUCUGACCCGGCUCUAAGGAUCCGCCCAGACCACACUUAUGUAAGCGCCAGUGGGAGCGCAGGUGCGAGGGUGGGCAGGAGUGGGCGGAUGGGGGGGGAUGCGGCGGCACGGCCAAUCAGCAGAGGGGGAUUGGGGAGGAGCAGGAGGAGGGGCAGCGUUGUGGAGGGCGAGCUGGUGGGAUCGAGCAUGGGGUCUGGUAUGUGGGGAAAUUUCAGCCGGCGAAUGGAUAGCGGCUGGUCGGGGGAAUCAUCUGUGAGGCGGGUGGAGAGAAGGGGAGACAGGGAGAAGGAGCAAGAGGACGAGGAGGAGGAGGGGGAGGAGGAGGAGGAGAAGGAGGUGUGGAUUCUGGUGUCGGUGAAAGACACGGGGAUUGGCAUCAGUGCGGAGAAGCAGGGGGAGAUCUUUCACAACUUUGUGCAGGCGGACACGUCGUACACGCGAGAUUACGGCGGGAUUGGACUUGGGCUCAGCAUAGUGCAGAGUCUGGUGCACAUGAUGGGGGGAGAGGUGUGGGUGGAGAGCGAUCUAGGCAAGGGUUCCACAUUCUUCUUCACAGCCUGCCUCGACACCGCCCCCCCCGGCACCACCACCACUCUCGCACACCCUCCCCAGGCCUUCGACCCGACAGCUCCUCCUUCUCUCGCCGCCUCCUCCUCUCUCUAUGCUCUCUCUUCUGACCUUUCUCCGGGGUUUCCUCUCGCUGGAUACGGGGCUGAAAUCGCUCGGUUUGACUCUUCUAUGAGCAUGUCGGAUCACGGGGCUUAUAACGAGUAUGUUUCGUUACAAGCAGGAGCCUCAGCAGAACACACGCCUGCUCGCUCCGUCUAUGCAUCAGCUCGAUCGGGAUACACUACGGAAUUUGCCACCGCUCCUCAGUCCCCUCUAGACUCCUCCCCUGAAAGCCCCCCUCUCGUCCCUGCCUUGCCUCCCUCUCACUACCCGAGUGCUCACUACCCGAGUGCGCACUACCCCAGUGCCAGCCCUGCCACCAUGCCUCUUCCUCUCUCCCUCUCCGCUGAUUCUACCCAAUCCGCCCCCCCUUUUGCUGCUGCUUCUGCUCCUGCUGCUGCUGGAGUGAUUGCUUCUUCUUCUCCCGUCCCUGCUGCUGCUCCCUCUGCUGCGUCGUCUCCAGCAAUCCACUCUUCAAACCACACUCCACCCCCGCGCACCCCUCGCUCACUCCUCAGCAUACAGCCCCCUGCGCCCUUGCUCUCAGCAGCCUCUCUUCCCGCUGCCAGUGCCAGGGCGGUGGGGAGGGUGCAAGGAGAGGAGGGGGAGAGUGAUGAUGGUGCGAGGAGUGGAGGGGAGAGCGGGCAAGGAAGUGCAGGAGGGAAGGGGGGGAUGUUCAUCAUCCCUCCCUCCAUCACACUCCCUUCCACCCUCGCCAUCCCGAGCCCUCGCCCCUUCCCAACGUCCACCUCUGAAGGCCGCCCCCCUCGAACUGCACGCUCAGCAUACUUCUCAGGCCCGGUGCUGCACUCCGGGAAAACGGCGCCUUACCUGCAAACCAUCCCUGCGGAUCCCUCAUCCCCGAGCCUGCCUUCCGCGAACCUGUUUUCACCAAGGCUGUGGCUCUCCAAUAAGCUGCCAUCGCCCACAGGGAGCAGAGAGGGAGCAAGGCCACAUGCCGCAGCCCCCCUUUCUGGCUUCACAGGUGCACAUGGUGCUGCUCCCCGUGCUGGCUUUGCUGUUGCGCCUCUCUCCACGCCCUCUCCCCGCGGCCGCCGCAUCUGGAGGGACCUAGAGGAUCCGUCUCCCCGCGCUGCCGCUGCUUUUGCUGCUGCUCCCUUCUCCCCUCGCACGCCAAGAGGCGCCGUGUCUCCUGACCAGGCCUCGUCUCCCGAGCCUGCGCAACCAGGCUCGGCAGCAUCCACUGAAGGCAUGCAGCUGAUUGACGAUUGGGCUUUUCUUGGUCCCGGACCUGCCACGGCGGUUCGGGCCGAGGGCGCAAACUUUUCCCCGGCUGCCCGACCGCUGGUUGCAGCAUUACCUGCCCGGCGGGGGCAUGCGAGCCACGUCAGCAUGGAUGAAAGGUCGACCACGAGUUUCCGGUCCUCUCGACCCAGCUCUGGCAGCGUGGCCACUGGGAGCAGUGGGGAUGUCGAUGCUGCUGAUCUCGAUACUGUCCCCGUCGCUUCUGCUUCUUCUCCUGCUGCUGGGACGGUCGGGGUUGGAGCUUUCCUCAACACUUCGGCUGCCGCUGCUGGUGCAGCUGCUGCUGUUGCCCUGCCACCUUACAGCCUCAUUGAUGCUGUACCUGCCAAUCCGGCAGGCAUGGCGGCGGUAGGCUUGGGAGCAGUGCCAGGCACGGCUUGGGAUGACUCCGGGACAGUAGCUUCGGCCCUCCGAACCUCAGCCCCAGGCCUGGUAAGCAUGAGGGGCAGCAGGUCCGGAGGCAGCUACGAGCCUGCAGCAGCUGCAGCAGUGGCAACAUUGGAAGGAGAGAAUCUCACCAGCAGCACCUCCAGGGGAGGCGAUGUCACAAUGACUGGUGGUGCAUCAGCCACAGGGCCUACUACCACUAGUAGCAGUACUCCUGCAACUGCGCUCUCUCUGCCGAUUUAUUCCUCCUCCCAUGCACGCCCCUCGGUCUCACUCGCCCCGCCAGUGCUCCAGCGGAGCCCUUCCAAGAAGGACCCUGCGCUUCCCUUGCCCCCUCCUAAUCGCAGACGCUCCCCGUCCCUCUCCGCUGUUCCUGAUGCCUCUGCUGCUGCUGCUGCUGCUGCUGCUGCUGCUGCUGCUGCUGCUGCUGCUGCUGCUGCUGCUGCUGCUGCUGCUGUUGCUGCUCCUUCUUCUGCUCCCACUGCUUCUGCUCCUACUACCACUUCUUCCUCUGGUGCUACUGCCUCUACUACCCCAGCAGCACCCAAAUCCCCCCCUCUCGCUCCCCUCACCGCCUCUCCUCCCCCCUCGCUCGCCCCUCUCCUCCCUCCCAUGUUCCCGGGAGCCUUCCCGCACUCCCCCUGGCUGGGCCGGUCGCGCUCAUACAGAGGCAUGACUGCAGCAGAGAGAGAAGCACUGACUGCAGCAGCAGCUGUGACCGCAGCAGCAGCACCAGGUGGUUUCUCAGGUGUAAGCCACGGGUUCCCAGGUGGUUUAUCAGGUGGGCACUACCACCCGCUGCUGGGGUCUCUGCCUGAGCAACAGGCACCUGCUGCUGCUGUGAUUGUGUCCGACCCUCUCCCCCCCAGGCGCCUGGAGCACCGGCGCUCUGACCCCGGGCUGCUGCUGCUGCACCUGGCUGCUGUGGAGUCUGCUUCGGCUCUGCAGCGAGGGGAGGUGGCGACUGGGGGAGGUGAGGCUGCGGGGAAGAGAGAGGGAGGUUUGGGAGUGGGAGCUGGGAGAGAAGGUGGGGCAGCAGGCAUGGCAAGAGCAGCAAAGGGUUCUGCGGCUGCUGCUGCCGCUGGUGCAGGUGUUACUGGUAAGGCUGCUGCUGCUGGUGCUGCUGCUGCUGCUGGCCGGACCAAGGCGGUUAGCAGCGCUAGCAAUGGAAGUGGUGCUACUGCUGGUGCCGGUGGUGCUGGAAGCAUUGGUGUUGCUCCUCCGCUGGUGUCAACAGUACAGGCGUCACAGAAGGACAACAUGGUCAACCAGCGCGUGGCCAAGCACGCUCUCACCAAGGUGGGCGCGACGGUGGAGAUUGCUGGCAACGGACAGCUGGCGCUCACUGCCAUUGAGGAGCGGGCGGCGUCGUUCGACGUCAUUCUGAUGGAUAUUCAGGUGAGGGAGGGUGUGGGUAAUGGGGUGGAGUGGAGUUGGGGCGGUGCCUAUGUCCCGUCUUGA
Molecule: messenger RNA, 10155 nt
Organism: Closterium sp. Naga37s-1
Lineage: Eukaryota; Viridiplantae; Streptophyta; Zygnematophyceae; Desmidiales; Closteriaceae
Source: the annotation of a GenBank genome assembly